AUGGACGGCAUUGGUAGAUUCGUCUUCGGGCUGGCCCAUGACCGACACGUUGAAAACUGCAAGACUUGGAGCGACUCCGCAAUGCGAGAUUUCCUCGAAUGCCAGAUUGACGUGCCAGGCAUGACCGAAGGUGGAAUCACAGUGACUGUCUGCUUGAUCAGCGGGCGCAGUGAAGUCAUCGAGGUGGCACGCAGCGCCCCCAUUGAUGAGCUGAAGCGCCAGGCACAGCGCAAGCUGGAAGUGCGAAGAGGUACCUUGAUACGCGGCCACAUCAUUCUCGAUGGGGACAAGACAGUCGGUGCCGUGAACCUCCAAGAUGGUGAGGUGCUUACGUUGAAGACGAGCCCUCCCCGUCUGACAUCCAGCCAGGAGGGAUUUGGUGCCAUUCUAGGCGAUGGAACUCUUGUCGCCUGGGGAAAAUUUGCUCGCAAUGACCGGCUUGCUGUGCGCGGGCGGCUGCGGGAGAUCACGGCCGGCGUUUCAGCCUUCGUUGGCCUGCUCCACAACGGAAACAUUGUGGCAUGGGGGCGCUCCGAGUGCGGUGGUGACUGCAGCCACGUCGAGGAGCAGCUGAGGAACGUGAAAAAAGUUCAUGCCUCGGCUGGAGCUUUCUGUGCCCUUCGGGAAGAUGGAUCAGUGGUCACCUGGGGUAAGGAGUCGGCCGGUGGUGACAGCAGCGGUGUCCAAGGCUUGCUGAGAAAGGUGCAGCAGGUCCACACAAACGGCUGUGCCUUCGUGGCGGUCCUGCAGAGCGGUUCCGUGGUCACAUGGGGCAACAUCCAACGAGGUGGGGACUGCUCCAGUGUGCACACAAAGUUGCGGAACGUUCGCGCACUUCGAUGGACCCUGGGGGCUUUUGCAGCUAUUUUGGGCAGUGGCUCCGUGGUGACUUGGGGCCACAGGGAUUUUGGCGGCGACAGCAGUAGCGUUCAACAAGAGUUGAGGGAUGUCAGAGACAUCUACUCUUCUGCAGGUGCCUUUGCUGCCGUCCUGAAGGAUGGAAGCGUUGUGACCUGGGGUUCUGAUGAUGAGGGCGGUAACAGCAGUGCCGUGAAGAGCAAGCUACAGAAGGUUCAGGAAAUUCGUUCCCUCUCGGCAAUUGAUGGAAGCGCUAUGGCAGCACUCCUGGAAGACGGUUCUGUGGUUACUUGGGGUGGAGAGCAGGUGAUGGCGGCGAACAGCGAAGCAGUACAGGCCCAGCUGAAGGAUGUACGGGAGAUCUAUUCUACCCGGGGUGCUUUUGCUGCGGUUCGACACAAUGGCUCCGUGGUGACAUGGGGCGAUCCCCGAUAUGCCGGCGACAGCACGUCUGUCCAGCAGGACCUCAAAAACGUCCGUGAAAUCCAGGCGACAAAACGAGCAUUUGCUGCCAUCAUGGAGGACGGGUCUGUGGUAACGUGGGGCGAUCCCGAGUUCGGAGGGGACAGCAGCUCUGUCCGGGCACAGCUCGUAAAGGUUCACGUGAUUCACGCCACCGAGAGCGCGUUUGCCGCUCAACUGGAGGAUGGAACCAUUGUGACUUGGGGAAAUCCUGCUGCAACUGCCUCCGGCGCAACACCCCUGGCUGCCGCCGCCGAAGGCAACAAGACAGAGGCAGUGUCCGAGCUGCUCGCCGCCGGCGCACGUGUGGAUUCCGCGGAUGCUAGUGGGGUCACGCCCCUGCACCGCGCGGCCAUGUUCGGGCUGGUGGACAUUGUCCUGGAACUUCUAGAGGCUGAUGCCGGUGUGGACUGCACCACGGAUGCACUGCUUACGCCCCUCAUGCUGGCGGCACGCGCAGGUCACAGCGAUGUCAUGGCUGAGCUCAUUGAAGCUGGGGCCGACAUCGAGCUGCGGGAGAAGAAGGGCGGCACAGCUCUCUUCGAAGCAGCCAGGUGCGGCCAGUCGGAAGCUGCCGCGCUGCUGCUUGCGCUCGAGGCGGACGUGGAUGUGCAGCGUGAGGAUGGUGCCUCUCCGCUGAUGGUCGCUGCACAGGGUGGAAAGGGUGGUGUCAUCCAAGAGCUCCUCCAGGUGAACGCCACUUUGGAGCUUGCGCGCGAGGAUGGAUGCACGGCCCUGAUGUUUGGGGCCAUGUCGGGGCACAGCCCAAUUGUGGACGUGCUACUGCAGGCCAGAGCAGAUCCCAACAACGUGGACAAAAACGGCGUGACUGCGAUCAAGAUCGCCAAGCAGAAUGGUCACCCGGACGUCGUGCGCAAGCUGCGCGCGGCGGGCGCCAGUGGCACAAUAGGCAAAGGCAGAGCAAUCGACAUAAAUGAGGUUUUCAGCGACUGA
Symbiodinium natans is the source of this 2274-nucleotide messenger RNA. The record is from the annotation of a GenBank genome assembly. Lineage: Eukaryota; Dinophyceae; Suessiales; Symbiodiniaceae.